CCACCAAACAUAUUACUUACAAUAUUUCACAUAUCCUUCCACCUGCUGCUGCUAUUUUCUUUCUUUCUGAUAUUUGUGAUCUGAGUGGUCAGAGAAGUUGAGGCGCUUAAUUAAUAUUUUUGUGAAAUUUAAUGGGCAGAAAGUGCUCACAUUGUGGGAAUAUAGGCCAUAAUUCGAGAACCUGUACAAAUUGCAGAUCAGCGGCGGCCACUGAAUUCAUUUCUCGUCUGAGCCGGAGCCGGAGUCCUCGUCCUCAUCCUAAUGGAGGAGGACUUAGGCUGUUUGGAGUGCAGGUUGAUAUAAUGUCAUCUUCAUCAUCAUUAUCAUCAUCUUGUUGUUGUUGUAAUUCAAAUAAUAUUUUUUCCAUGGCCAACAUGAAGAAAAGCUUCAGCAUGGACUGCCUGCACUCCUCCUACUCCACCUCCUCCUCCUCAUCAUCAUCAACUUCUCCAUCUUCUUCUUCAUUAUCUAAUUCAAGAAUUUCUAAUAUCGAUAAUUCCGAUCAUAAAGCAUCCAUGGGUUAUCUCUCUGACGGUCUCAUACCUCCGCCCAAUGCCCAUGAAAGAAAAAAAGGAGUUCCAUGGACGGAAGAGGAACACCGGAGGUUCCUAGUAGGGCUGGAAAAGCUAGGGAAAGGUGACUGGAGAGGCAUCUCUAGAAAGUAUGUCACCUCCAGAACCCCAGCCCAAGUUGCCAGCCAUGCCCAAAAGUAUUUUCUCAGACAGUCCAAGGUCGCUACUCUCCACACCAACAAGCACCGACGCUCUAGCCUUUUCGACAUGGUUGGGAGCAGAAACAUCAUCGAUGAUAAUAUUAUUAUGGCUGCAGGCUUCCAUGAUUAUGUUAAUGGUAUCAAACAAACUACCUCUCAACCAAAGCUGCAGCUGCUUCAAACUGCAGAUGCCAAACUGCCUCAUCAUCUGCUGCCGGACCUGGACCAUCCUUGCUCUUCUUCUCCUUCACAUAAUGUUUCAGCUGUUAAUUGGGUAUAUGGGUUAAUCAAUAAUUCCCAGAUGAGAUCUCCAAAUGACAAUAAUGCACUCGUACCUGUGCUUGACCUGGAGCUGAAGCUUGCAGCCGGGCCAAGGUCGUCAUCGUCUACUUCUGCUUCUUUGGAUCAAUCUAAAAAUAAUACGCUGCCAUCCCCAGCCCUUUUUGGCCCUAUCAGGGUUACAUGAUUAUUCAUAUCCCUUUCCUUCCCACUUAACAAUUUUAUAUAGCUAGACACAUAAAUUUUCUUUUCUUUUCUUUUCUUUUCCCUUUCCCUAUCCUUGAAUAAUAUUUUGAUUAAGUUUAUCAUGUAUCCAUCUUUAUAUUAUAUGCAUGACUACAACAUAUAUAUGCAAAUGCUAGCAGUAAUUAACCUGUAUA
Messenger RNA from Ziziphus jujuba (common jujube), 1371 nucleotides. RefSeq lists its product as uncharacterized. Lineage: Eukaryota; Viridiplantae; Streptophyta; Magnoliopsida; Rosales; Rhamnaceae. Gene Ontology annotation, molecular function: DNA binding; zinc ion binding. Gene Ontology annotation, biological process: response to auxin; response to ethylene; response to gibberellin. The record is from RefSeq and is a predicted model, not a curated record. Bases 132 to 1178 code for a protein of 348 amino acids. The transcript has 3 exons.